Pseudogymnoascus destructans is the source of this 456-nucleotide messenger RNA. RefSeq lists its product as uncharacterized. NCBI's taxonomy places the organism in Eukaryota, Fungi, Ascomycota, Leotiomycetes, Thelebolales, Thelebolaceae. The transcript has 3 exons. Bases 184 to 456 code for a protein of 90 amino acids. The record is from RefSeq and is a predicted model, not a curated record.
UGACAGCGCCACCGCCACGCCUCGUAUCGCAGAGGACGGACAGACAGGAGGAGCGAGCUGAUACCUGAUACCUGAAAAGAGGGUUCAUAGAUUCAAGGGUUUUUUAUAUUUGGAAACCUGGCUUUUUUGUGGCGACGCGCUGCCUAUUUUUUCUUAUCCAGAAACAGAGAAGGAACGGGAGAGAUGUCGGAGGGGAAGGAUCCUAUCAAUGACGAGGCGGCGAGGGAUGCUGCUGCUAGUAUAGCUAAGGCUUUCCAACAUGUUCAGGCCGGUGAGGAAGCGGCGAGACAGGCGGAGGAGAGGUUGAGUAGGUUGGAGGCGAAGAUUGAGGAGUUGCUUGCUAGUGCGGAGGCGGGGUUGGAGGGGAAGGGGGUGGUGGAAGAGUUGGGGAGGGUGGCGGAGGAGUUAAAGGGGGUGGAGGAGGGGGUUAAGAGGGGGGAGGGGGGGAAGUCGUGA